AUGCCGAAGUGUCGUCGUCGGCGAGAAACCACGUGGGACACGAUAGAUUCAGGUCGAACAUCUAAAGUUGUUAAGAAAAGACAACGACACGCCUCCGCUGAUCGUCAUUCUUUCGCGCACGCCGCCGACCAUGGACCUUCCCUCGCUUUUCGUCGAUCCAUUCUCGCCGCUUCUGGAGCAUCCGAAGGAGCAACGUGGCAAGGAUGUAGCUCACGCGCCCAAGAGACCAUGCGAACUGAGCAAAACCGAAAAGAUUGUAGGUUAUUCAAUUAAAAUUGUUUUUCAAAAUCGCAAAACUUUCAGCUGGCCGUCCGAAACGCUCUUCGGUACAUUCCCAAAGAGCACCAUGCGAUGCUCGCGAAAGAGUUCGCAGACGAGCUCAAAAAGUACGGCCACAUUUACGCGUUUCGCUUCAUGCCAAACUUCGACCUCUUCGCGCCGCCCAUCUCGAAAAUCGGAGCCAAGUGCGAGCAAGCGGCCGCGAUCAUUCUGAUGAUUUUGAACAAUUUGGACAAGAAAGUGGCGCAGUUCCCGCAAGAAUUGGUCACCUACGGAGGCAACGGACAGGUCUUCAGCAAUUGGAUCCAGUUUCGUUUCGUUCUUCGCUACUUGGUCCAAAUGACCACCUCGCAAACGUUGGUCCUUUACUCUGGUCAUCCAUUAGGACUGUUUCCGUCGACUCCGGACUCGCCACGAAUGACGGUCACUAAUGGAAUGGUACGUUUGACCGUAAUCCAUUUAGAUCAUACUGGAUCCCUUCCAGAUGAUCCCGAGCUACUCGACGAAAGCGCUCUACGACAAGUACUUUGCCCUGGGAGUCACCCAAUACGGACAAAUGACUGCUGGCAGCUUCUGCUACAUCGGUCCGCAAGGCAUUGUGCACGGGACUACGGUAGAAAUCAGAAUCGACGACAAUUUGUAGAUCAACACACUUUCAGAUUACCGUUCUCAAUGCCGGACGUCGAAUGGGACUGAACUCGCUGGCGGGCAAAGUGUUCGUGACCGCAGGACUGGGCGGAAUGAGUGGUGCACAACCGAAAGCGGCCAAGAUUGCCGGGUGCAUUGGCGUCAUCGCCGAGAUCAAUGAGACGGCGCUUCGGAAGCGACACGAACAGGGAUGGCUCGAUGUGUUUUCAAGGGAACUCGAGACUGUCAUCGAUUGGAUCAAAGAGUACAGAAUAAAGAAAAAGGCGAUCAGCAUCGGAUACCUCGGGAACGUCGUGGAUUUGUGGUAGGCUGGCUCCCCGAAGCGCGAUCUGUCCAUCCCUCCGUAUCACUCCAACUUCCAGGGAACGUCUCGCCGACGAGGAGGAGUGCAUCGUCGAGUUGGGAAGUGAUCAGACGUCGCUUCACAACCCCUACCUCGGCGGAUUCUAUCCGGCCGACCUGACUUUCGAAGAGUCGAACGCUAUGAUGAUAUCGUACCCGUCAAAGUUCAGAGAGCACGUGCAGAGCAGUCUGCUCCGACAGAUCGCCGCCAUCGACCGCAUCGCCGAGAAAGGAAUGUACUUUUGGGACUACGGUAACGCGUUUCUGCUCGAGUGCCAGCGCGCCGGCGCCAAGCUGUUAAAGGCCGACGCGCAAGACGAUAAGACGUUCCGCUAUCCGAGCUAUAUGCAGGACAUUAUGGGGUAGGCGGAAGCGUACAAAAAUUUUAAAAUAAAUGCGAUGUUUUGUUUAAAGAGACAUUUUCUCGAUGGGUUUCGGGCCGUUCCGUUGGGUUUGUACCUCUGGAAAUCCCGACGAUUUGCGACUGACCGAUCAGACGGCGUGUCGGAUCAUCGACGAGCUUCUGAAAACUGACGGUGAGUGUGGCUGCGACGGACUUAACUUUGCAGGCUUGGAUUGACCCUUUGAUCUAGAGUUAUGUGGAUCAGAGGCCGAAAAGACCGCACUAUUUGCAGCCGUUUAGGCCUAUAUCUCGAGAUCAGAUAGUCCGAUCGGUCUUAAAUUUAGCCGUAUACACUUUAAUAAAACUAUAAGAUCAAAGUUAGGACCCGAGUCAACAGACGUUUUGCAGUGCCGGACUACGUGAAACAACAAUAUCUGGACAACCGAAAAUGGAUCGAGGAGGCGGAAAAGAACGAGCUCGUCGUCGGCUCGCAAGCCCGCAUUCUCUAUUCGGACCGCGCUGGUCGAGUGGCCCUCGCCUCGGCGUUCAACGAACUCGUGGCCGCCGGAAAAGUGUGCGCGCCGAUUGUGAUCUCCCGGGAUCAUCACGACGUUUCGGGCACCGAUUCGCCGUUCCGCGAGACGUCGAACGUCUACGACGGCAGCGCGUUCACCGCCGAUAUGGCCGUGCAGAAUUGCAUCGGUGAGUUUCGAUUUGUGCGGUGCGGUGCAAAAAAAACGAUGCUUUUCGCCUGAAAUUUCCCAAAUUUUAUCGAUUCUCGCCAUCCCCUCUUCCUAAAUUUGCGUGCUCGGCGAGCUCCAACCAAUCUCGGUGAUUGAUGCUCUUGAAAUUCAAUAAACAGGCUCAUCCGAUUUGCGCAAAAGCUCACGAGCAAUGUACUUUGAGAAUGAUGAAAAAUAGGUGACUUGCCGUCCAGAAGUAGAUGAGAAUCUUUUUGUUUAAAACAAAUUUCACAAUUUCAGGCGAUUCGUUCCGCGGCGCGACGUGGGUCUCGUUGCACAACGGCGGCGGCGUCGGCUGGGGAGACGUGAUCAACGGCGGCUUCGGUCUCGUUCUCGACGGCUCCACUGACGCCGCCCGUCGAGCCGAAGGCAUGCUCAACUGGGACGUGCCGAACGGAGUCGCCCGGCGCUCGUGGUCCGGCAACGCUAAGGCGCAGGAGGCUAUCCGACGCGCCCAGCAGCACGUCGACGGCAUGAUCGUCACGCUGCCGCACGAGGCGGACGAGCAGAUGCUUGCUGCCCUUCGCUUCCAAUAA
Caenorhabditis sp. 36 PRJEB53466 is the source of this 2891-nucleotide messenger RNA. Lineage: Eukaryota; Metazoa; Nematoda; Chromadorea; Rhabditida; Rhabditidae. The record is from the annotation of a GenBank genome assembly.